Cannabis sativa is the source of this 741-nucleotide messenger RNA. RefSeq lists its product as uncharacterized. Gene Ontology annotation, biological process: endoplasmic reticulum to Golgi vesicle-mediated transport; intracellular protein transport. The coding region runs from base 242 to 622 and encodes 126 amino acids. The record is from RefSeq and is a predicted model, not a curated record. Gene Ontology annotation, cellular component: endoplasmic reticulum; endoplasmic reticulum membrane. The transcript has 2 exons. NCBI's taxonomy places the organism in Eukaryota, Viridiplantae, Streptophyta, Magnoliopsida, Rosales, Cannabaceae.
UUUACCCCCAUUAGUGAUAGAGGUAUUACAUGCCUUUAGAGCUAUCUGAAGAAUUAUUCUUAAAGUGGCCCAUAAGUUACUUAAUUAUGCAAAGCUUUAAUUUUAAUUCCAUAGAAGUAUCUUAACUUAAACCUAAACAUUCCAUAGUCAACAAAUUCUCUAAAAUCUUCCCAUAUAUUUUCACACAUUUGUUAGAUCAAAAUCUGCAAAAACACAAGGAGGGUAUUUUGUUCUGGUGAGAAUGAUUCAUUUACUUUUCAUGCUUGUAAUUGGGGAAAUGGCACUAAUAUUGACCCUAAUGUUCAAAAGUCCUAUAAGGAAACUGGUCAUUUUGAGUAUGGAUCAGAUGAAGCAAGGGAGAGGGCCAUUAGUGAUGAAGAGUGUGGGAGGAACAAUGGUUGUGAUAUUUAUUUCAACCAUAUAUGUUGUCAUGGGUAUCCAAAAACGUUCAACUGAUGCAGCAGGUGUGGUUAAUCCCACUGAUGAGGUUCUAAAAGCACAACAUCUUUUACAGGCAUCUCUUAUAGGGUUCUCCUUGUUUCUUGCAUUGAUGAUAGACAGACUACAUUACUACAUCCGAGAGCUGAGUCUACUCAGAAGAGCUUUGGAAGCAUUUAAAUGAAGGAUGAGCUAGAUUGAUAAUAUAAUAAUGUGUCAAAAGACCUUAAAAAGGGUCAUAACUGUCCUUCAAUGGUUUCUCUAUGUAGAUAUACAGCUCACAAUGAUUAAUGGCUUUUCCAA